AUGGCGUCCGUCAAGCUCGGCUCCAAACCUGACGCCUUCAAGCGGCAAGGCCAGGCAUGGUUCUGCACAACAGGACUUCCUAGCGAUGUCACCGUUGAGGUUGGGGAUAUGUCUUUCCACCUUCACAAGUUCCCUUUACUUUCAAAAAGUGCCUUUCUCGAACGGUCGAUUGAAGAAAAUUCAGACCAAGAAGAAUGCAUCAUCAAACUAAAUGACAUUCCUGGGGGUGCCAAGUCAUUUGAGCUAGUUGCAAGGUUCUGCUAUGGUGUGAAAAUAGAGCUUUCUCCUGCAAACGUUGUCUACUUACGAUGUGCCUCAGAGCAUCUAGAAAUGACUGAAGAAGUAGCUGAGGAAAAUCUGAUUGCCCAGUCAGAAAUGUUCCUCAACCAAGUGGUUCUCCGUAACUGGAAAGAUUCCCUGACAGCAUUGGAGACAUGUGAUGACCUACUCCCCCAUGCUGAAGACCUCCAGAUUGUGAAGAGAUGUAUCGAGUCGUUAGCAUCAAAAGCUACUACUGAUCCAAACCUCUUUGGAUGGCCGAUAAGGGAACAUGGCAUGAUGCAAAGCCCAGGUGGCAGUGUACUGUGGAAUGGGAUCAGCACAGGUGCAAGGCCCAGAAACUUCAAUUCAGACUGGUGGUAUGGUGAUGCUUCAUCGUUGAGUUUUCCCAUGUACAAGAGGUUAAUCUCGACCAUGGAGUCUCGAGGCAUCCGACCUGAAAUAAUUGCUGGUUCCUUGACCUACUAUGCCAAGAAGUACCUUCCAGGACUCAAUAGGCGUCAUAGUCAUAGCAUGGGCACAGUGGCUCCUACGGCCACUCUAUCUGAGGUUGAACAGAAAAACUUACUUGAGGAGAUCGACAGGCUAUUGCCCGUUCACAAGGGUGUAGCAUCAACAAAAGUUCUGCUAGGGCUCCUUCGCACAGCCAUGAUUCUGAAAGCCAGCCCCACGUGCAUCUCUAACUUGGAGAAACGGAUUGGCAUGCAACUAGACCAGGCCACUUUGGAGGAUCUACUGUUGCCAAAUUUCUCUACACACAAUGGAAACUCUGUACAAUGUGGAGCAAAUGGCGGCGAGUCCCCAUGCUUGGAUGAUGUUAUGGCAUCCCCAUCGUUGGCACCGAUCACAAGUGUUGCCAAGCUAAUUGACGGCUAUCUUGCAGAAAUUGCACCAGAUAUCAAUUUGAAGCCUCCUAAGUUCCAAGCUCUGGCAUCUGCUAUCCCUGAAUAUGCCCGGCCACUGGAUGAUGGACUUUAUCGUGCCAUUGAUAUAUACUUGAAGGCUCAUUCCUGGCUAUCAGAAGCUGAAAGGGAGCAGCUCUGCCGGCUGUUGGACUGCCAGAAGCUCUCCCUGGAAGCAUGCACUCACGCUGCCCAGAACGAGAGGCUGCCACUGCGCGUGGUAGUGCAAGUCCUCUUCUUCGAGCAGCUCCAGCUGAGAACCUCGAUCGCAGGGUGCCUUCUGGUCUCCGACAACCUCGAAGGCUCCAGGCCUCUGCGGAGCGGCAUCGCGACGUCUGGCGAGGUCGGGGGCUGGGUCUCGGCUGUCCGAGAGAACCAGGUCCUGAAGGUCGGCAUGGACAACAUGCGGAUGCGGCUGGCCGAGCUGGAGAAGGAGUGCUCGAGCAUGCGGCAGGAGAUCGAGAAGCUGGGUGGCCGUGCGGGCAAGGGCAGCGGUGGCGGGUGGGCCUCCCUCGUCGUGCCCCGGCGGCUCGGCCUGAAGGUGAGGUCACAGAUGUGCAGGGCCCAGGAGGGCUCCGUCAGUGAGCAGCAGAGGAACAUGAGCGCCAAGCUCGACAAGCUGCAGGCCAAGGUGUCGAAGCAGAAGAAGCAGCUGGCCGCGGAUGCCUGA
Miscanthus lutarioriparius is the source of this 1851-nucleotide messenger RNA. NCBI's taxonomy places the organism in Eukaryota, Viridiplantae, Streptophyta, Magnoliopsida, Poales, Poaceae. The record is from the annotation of a GenBank genome assembly.